Ictalurus furcatus (blue catfish) is the source of this 1203-nucleotide messenger RNA. RefSeq names its product group 3 secretory phospholipase A2-like. The record is from RefSeq and is a predicted model, not a curated record. Gene Ontology annotation, biological process: phospholipid metabolic process; arachidonate secretion. NCBI's taxonomy places the organism in Eukaryota, Metazoa, Chordata, Actinopteri, Siluriformes, Ictaluridae. Gene Ontology annotation, molecular function: A2-type glycerophospholipase activity. The transcript is spliced from 5 exons. Bases 298 to 1203 code for a protein of 301 amino acids.
UUCGGGGAUUUUGUUGUAUCCAUAUCGCUUCGUUAAAUUGAAGAUUGAUUAAAAUCGGAGAAUCAACAUAUAUAUAUAUUUUUUUACCCAGACCUAGUUUUAACAGAUUUUAGGUUUAGACAGACAUUGGGACCGAAGCCCCCUUAAAAAUGGUCUUGAACCGCCCCUGGAUCCAAUUACCAAAGACAACCAUAUCUAGAAAACGUAAUUCACUUACGAGGCAGUAACUAAUAAGUACAGGCCUAUAAUAACUGUUUUAAAUCAUUUUAUUUUUUGUCACGCAAUUAUCUCUUGACCAUGAGAACCGGGAUUCGCCUUCAUCUGGCACAUCUUAUUGUGCUCUCUUCCAGAGCUCUAAUUCCGGACACCAGGAACCAGGAGUUUUUUUGUCUUCGCACUAAGUCCGAACCUGGACGCACUCAGUGUAGUUUUCUUCGAAGACCAUCAGCAGUAGCGUCUGUCCUUUUUUACUGGACCAUUUGGACAGCAGAGCAUCGUGUUGAAGAGUGUUCUGUAAGCGCUGAGCCAGCUUUGAUUCAAAGCUAUAUGUCCGUAUGCCAUGAACGAGGCAUCUGGGAUCUACAUAAAACCUCGUCUCUGCGCCUUAAUAUAGUAACACUGCUUUUAGAGCCUGGUAGUCCAUGUGAAUUUCGACCAAUUUCCCUUGCCAACUUGAAGUGGCAUAGGUACUUAGACACGGGCUAUCAGAUGGGCUCUGCGACCCGAAUGCGGCAGAAGCGCGCUUGGAUCUUACCCGGGACGCUGUGGUGCGGCCGCGGAAGCCGCGCUAGUGACUACGAGCAGCUAGGUAUGUUUGAGCGUGUAGACAGAUGCUGCCGAGAGCACGAUCACUGCGACCACAUAAUUCGCCCCUUCACUGUGAACUUCGGCGUGUUUAACCCGACGCUCUUCACCAUUUCACACUGCGACUGUGACCACAGGUUUAAGCAGUGCCUUCUAAAAAUUAAUGACACAGUCUCAAAUAUGGUGGGCUAUACAUUCUACAAUAUCCUUAAGGUCCAGUGCUUUGAGCUUAUCCAGAAGAGAAGGUGCACCAAAAUCAACUGGAUUGGAAUGUGCACAUCAGAUAAGGUUGCCCCUUAUGCAAUCCUCAAACAUACAACAAUAUAUAAUGCCACAACGUCAAAUGCUGGUAUUCCUGAACCACCAGAUAUUCUGCAGCAGAGCAAACAUUUCUGUUGA